Suillus discolor is the source of this 1119-nucleotide messenger RNA. RefSeq lists its product as uncharacterized. The record is from RefSeq and is a predicted model, not a curated record. Lineage: Eukaryota; Fungi; Basidiomycota; Agaricomycetes; Boletales; Suillaceae. Bases 1 to 1119 code for a protein of 372 amino acids. The transcript has 4 exons.
AUGCCUGACAUGAGAGAACAAUGUUUCUGGACUUUGGACAAUGAAACAUGGCUAAUUCAAUACAUCACCACGCACCGUGCCAAGGGUGGAGAUGGGCUCAAUUUUGACAAGACAUUUUGGGCUACUGUUGCUGCCACGAUGACUGCCCAAGGCUCCCUGAAGACUUCUGAAGCAUGCCAGUCAAAAUGGUCUCGAAUCCAUUCAACCUUCAACAUCAUUGAUAGAUUGGCCAAUUAUUCUGGCUUGGAGUUCAGGCCAGAGCUUGGGGCCAACAUCACUGAUGCAUCUGAGUCUGUCUGGACAGAACUUGUGAAGAGUAUGCCUCAAGCAAAACAAUUCAAGAAUAAGGGAUGGCCGCACUACGAUGUGGUGAAGGAACUUUUGCCGUCAAAGGGAAGGGGGGAUGUUGCUCACCAUGCUACCGCUUGGCCCGUAGUGCCAGCCAAAGACUGCAGCUGCAGUACCACCAUGACUGGUACUACUGUUGUGCCAAACUUUGAAUCAGAGAAAGUGCUUGAUGCUAUCAAGCAUCCAAACCCUCAUGUCCCACCAGUGCCAGAUGAACCGCCCUCUCCAAUCAGAUUCAUUCCUUCAGAACAACCAAUGCUAUUUACUGGAAAUAGUAGGCUUCCAGAGGCUUCUGCCGCCUCCUCCACAUUAAGUUCAUCGAAGACACUGGGAAAACACAGGGCCAUAGCUGACGAUGAUGACUCACGGGCCAUGGGCCGCCCUCCUAACUCCACCAAGAUGGUUUUCAGCAGCACAUCAACAUCAAAAUCAGUGAAAUCACAGUGCCACGGCAUCUCAGACACCUUUGACUACAUGAGUGAUGAGAUUCAUGGUCCUAGGUUGUCCUUCGAUAAUGCAACGAGUGCAAUACAAGAACACAUGUCACAUAUGCACGAACAUAUGUCACAUGAUGUUGCACACUCAGUAGAUCCUGUCCCAGUAUGCAAACAAAGGGCAGUUGUGUGUGUGCAGCAGGAGGAGAGUUUGACUGACGUGCAGAUGGUAGCAGUUAUGAUGCACAUUCAAGCUGAUGUUGCGAUAGCUGAUAUGUACCUUUCCAUCCAGAAGGACGAGCUCCGCAGGUUGUACUUAUCACAAUACUUCAAUUAG